Hemibagrus wyckioides is the source of this 1897-nucleotide messenger RNA. It is a transcript of the gene pnocb, whose product is annotated as prepronociceptin b. Gene Ontology annotation, cellular component: plasma membrane; dendrite; neuronal cell body. The coding region runs from base 200 to 943 and encodes 247 amino acids. The record is from RefSeq and is a predicted model, not a curated record. NCBI's taxonomy places the organism in Eukaryota, Metazoa, Chordata, Actinopteri, Siluriformes, Bagridae. The transcript is spliced from 3 exons. Gene Ontology annotation, molecular function: opioid receptor binding. Gene Ontology annotation, biological process: neuropeptide signaling pathway; chemical synaptic transmission; sensory perception.
GAGGAGAGAGCGUGAAGGCGAGCAGUUGAACAAGGCUGCGGGUUGGACAACUGCUGCCUCGCUUGAAGAGUCAGUGUGUGUGUGUGAGCAAGUACACGACGACUUCCUCAGCACCGGAGCACAGCGAAUCCUGUGACCUUUUACCCCGCGCUCCAGCUCAAAACUCCACUCCAGGGGUUUUUUCCGUGAAGAAGAAGCCAUGAAGACGCCACUUUGGGUCCUUCUGUUGUUGAGUUUGUGUGUCCCGAGUCGCAGCGACUGCCAGGGCGAUUGUUUAACCUGCGCACUUCUCCUGCCUCCACAGCAAACGUUCAACACCCUUGUGUGUUUGCUGGAAUGUGAGGCGCAGGCGUUCCCCGCUCAAACCUGGGAUCUCUGCUACCAAGUUGUGGGUGCGAACCCAGCCUCACUGCCGUCACACGACUUCUCAAAGCGUACCGAAGACGAAGAAAAGCCUCUGGCCGUAGUGAAGAUGGAGGAUGAAGGCGUGGAAUACUCGGAAGCUCUGGAGCGAUUCCGUCACAUGGCUCAGGCGCUCAGCAGUCACGAACCUUCUGAGGAGGCACAAAAAUCAGAUCAGUUUGCAGAAAACUAUGACCUGGGGCUCGACUCCGGUAUGGAGGACGAGGAGGAGCAAGACCGAGUUGACAAGAGAGAAGAGCGGGACCAAGAUAGCGAUGACGACAAUCUCAAUCUGUCUAAACGCUUUGGUGGCUUUAUGAAGGGCCGUCACGGCUUCCGUAAGCUGGUGAGCUCUGGGAGACCCCUGCAGAAGCGCUACGGUGGCUUCAUCGGGAUCCGCAAGUCGGCCCGCAAGUGGAACAACCAGAAGCGUGUGAGCCAGCUGUUGAGGCAGUACCUGAGUCUCACCGCACGCACGGGCCGCUCAGGCCACUUCGCUAACCUGUCUGCAGCCGGGGUCCGACAAAAGAACGAGGUUUAACCACCCUACAGUAGGUGCUGAUCUCUCCUCUUACCUCCAUCAUGUACCACAUCCAAGACGAGCUAAAAGAUAUUAACAAGAUUGCAUUGAUAUCCAAUGAGGAAUGUUAUUAAUUUUUAUUUAUUUUUUUGGUUGUUGUUUGUUUCCACUCUCGAUAUUUCGAGCUCAUUGUGCUCACUCAUCAGUAAUCAGCAGGCUGUUGCUCUCCAGUUUCAGCUGCUGGCUGAGUUUGAGUUUUAACCUUGGCAGAAAAUAAAAGCGAUGCACUGAAACUUACACUGAGCAUGUCCAUCAGUAUCGGCUCUGGACGUAGGAGGAAUCGCAGAGCACCGUGGUCGUUUGUCUGUCCUUUAAAGUUGAAUGUCAUGAAGGGAAAAAAGCACUUUAUCUAUUGUAUCGUUCGAUUCUUGCACACCGUGGGUCACACUUCAUCUGAAAACGAGGAAUGAUUGAGGAUGGAUUUUUAAUUGUAUUUAUUUAUUUAUUUAUCCACAAGUACCCUAUUUUUGAUUUAAGUCUUGUAGCACUACAAGGUCACUACUCACCAAGGACUUUUGGGGUUGUCUGCUGAAAUCUAAAUGGAUCCUAAUCAUCAUAUACACCACACAGGGGUCAUGUGUAACAAACUCCGCAGAAAGAAAAAAUCUGAAUCUGAAACAAAAAAUAAACCAAAUCAGUAGAAUCAUUUAACUGUACAAUGUUAGCAGGUGGAGAAAUUCAGCUUAACUCCUUCCUGCUGCUGUUACAGCGAGCCCAAAGGCGUAAUCAAGUAUUAGACAAGUUCUUACACACCUGAGAGGUUUAUAAACACCUGUUAAACACCGUGUGUUGAUUAAGGAGCCAUUUUAGACGCAACACCAUCUGGAAUAUGAAUCUCCUGACUCUAGUAGAACUGACAUUAAAUUCCAUGGCGUAAUACUGCCCUCUAGCGCGCGCGCGCGCACACACACGCAC